AUGCAUGACCUUUCAGAAGUUGCCAGGAGUCACAGGGAGAGCUCUCGAGGGCCUGACGCUUCGCUCUUGUUGGCAUGGACGUUGACCAGGCUCAAGCUGGCGAGCUCUGGGCCGGGAGGUGGCAAAAUGGGCUGGGUGAACAAACAUUUAUAGUAAAUUCCGGCUGGUGUCCCGCGCGCUCUAGGGCUUUACGGCGGAAUCGCGUAUAUGGGCUCAAUCAGUGACUACUCCAAGGGACCACUGUGGCCAACCAACGAAAAGCACUGUGCGGCAGACACGUUACAGUCUAAAAUCUCGCUCUCGGGACCACGAGCAAAGCACAUAGUGCUGCUACAAAUGGUGAAGCUACCUCUGACACGGCGUGCUAAGGACAUGUUCACCAGGCAGUGUGCCCAGGGCGGCCUGGUUCCUUCUGGGAAUAAAAUAGUAUUUUCAGUAUGUGUUACUGUUUCUCAGCACCCCUUGAGCAGCUUGCCUCGGAAACAAAGCACCGCUUGCACAUAGGGUUUCCCUACCACUAGUGUGACUGUAUAGCAUUAAAACAUACAGUGCAGCGAUGCUACGUAGGUUUGGUGGUACAACUUCCGUAGUAACAACCAUUCGGCGACCCUUCGGCGGGUGGCUGGUCUCCAUCCGUCUGACGGGACGGGCUCGUGAUGGAACAUGGCAAGGGGCAGGAAAGCGUAGUCCCGAUGUGUGUGGCUCCUUGUCGUAGUCCCCGUCCUGCCCGUCUCUCGGGCGCACUAACCACAACUUCUCUCGUGAGGAGUUGUGGUUAGUGCGCCCGCCUGCGGGGCUUGCGCCACCUGUGUGGGAUGUGGUGUGUCUCGCUGCUAUGUCUGCCCUGGACUUUGGUCGGCAGCGUGUGGUUAUGGCCGGGUUGGCCGUUGGCGGCGCGAGCGAAGCUGCCGUCGGCCCGGGUGCUGAGCAUUGGACUUGCCGUCGUAGCUGACUUCUGGGGUCGUCUCCAGACGUUUGUGACUUUGGGUAUCAGGCCAAAGGGUUGGGACGCUGUGCCGUUUGCGCAUCCCUUCAUAUCUUGGGCUGUUGGUGACGGCAUGGUUUUGCGCUUGCCGUAUGACGCUGAUUCCCCGGCCCCCUCGCCGUGAGAGGUUGUGCGUGGUUAGUGGCUCUGUGUGUGGGCAGGAUGCACGUGUGGGCGACCGUUCUAGUACCUGGACGCUUGCGCCCUGGUUAGUGCGUGCGCUGUGCGUGUGUCCUGCGGCCUAGACGUUUCCCGGCACUCCUGUGCCUAGGCUUGUGGCGUUGAGGCACAGCGGUGGGGCUCUGGCGGGUUGAGGCUUGGCUAGGACUCACUGUGCGCGGAGUCACACGGACUUUGCCCGCGGGAGGGUUUGCAGCAAAGUCGGGGUUGGUGGACUCAAGUUGGGACCUGAUAGCAUGUGAUGGCUCGGCGUCUUCGGGUGCUGGGACUGUCCCCUCUGUAACA
This is a messenger RNA of Chlamydomonas reinhardtii, 1450 nucleotides long. RefSeq lists its product as uncharacterized. Bases 337 to 504 code for a protein of 55 amino acids. The transcript is spliced from 2 exons. NCBI's taxonomy places the organism in Eukaryota, Viridiplantae, Chlorophyta, Chlorophyceae, Chlamydomonadales, Chlamydomonadaceae. The record is from RefSeq and is a predicted model, not a curated record.